This is a messenger RNA of Cervus elaphus (red deer), 1083 nucleotides long. RefSeq names its product zinc finger X-chromosomal protein-like. The record is from RefSeq and is a predicted model, not a curated record. Bases 16 to 1083 code for a protein of 355 amino acids. Gene Ontology annotation, molecular function: metal ion binding; DNA binding. The transcript has 3 exons. Gene Ontology annotation, biological process: regulation of DNA-templated transcription. NCBI's taxonomy places the organism in Eukaryota, Metazoa, Chordata, Mammalia, Artiodactyla, Cervidae. Gene Ontology annotation, cellular component: nucleus.
UGAAAAUUAAAGGCCAUGGAUGAAGAUGGACUUGAAUUACAACCACAGGAACCAAACUCAUUUUUUGAUACAAGAGGAGCUGAUGCUACACUCACGGAUGGUGAUCAAAUUGUUGUGGAAGUACAAGAAACUGUUUUUGUUUCAGAUGUUGUGGAUUCAGACAUAACUGUACAUAACUUUGUUCCCGAUGACCCAGACUCAGUUGUAAUCCAAGAUGUUAUCGAGGACGUUGUUAUAGAAGAUGUUCAAUGUCCAGAUAUCAUGGAAGAAGCAGAUGUAUCUGAAACAGUCAUCAUUCCUGAGCAAGUGCUGGACUCAGAUGUAACAGAAGAAGUGUCUUUAGCACAUUGCACAGUCCCAGAUGACGUCUUAGCUUCUGAUAUUACUUCAGCCUCAAUGUCUAUGCCAGAACACGUCUUGACGAGUGAAUCCAUACAUGUGUCUGACAUUGGACACGUUGAACACGUUGCUCAUGAUAGCGUAGUAGAGGCAGAAGUUGUCACUGAUCCUCUGACAGCCGAUGUAGUGUCAGAAGAAGUAUUGGUAGCAGAUUGUGGCUCAGAAGCAGUCAUAGAUGCCAAGGGGAUCCCUGCGGACCAGCAGGAGGAUGACAAAGGCAACUGUGAGGACUACCUUAUGAUUUCCUUGGAUGAUGCUGGCAAAAGAGAACAUGAUGGUUCCUCUGGAAUUACCGUGGAUGCAGAGUCAGAGAUCGAUCCUUGUAAAGUGGAUGGCACUUGCCCUGAAGUUAUCAAGGUGUACAUUUUUAAAGCUGACCCUGGAGAGGAUGACCUAGGCCACGUGACAAUGAAAGUUCUCAUUGGAGCUUUUGCGUCCCUGGCAUUGCUGAGUGAAGAGCAGUGGCUGGGUAGCAUCACAGUUGAGUUGAAUUGCGUAUUGGCUCAGGGAGAGCCUCUCCCCCCGCUCCUCACGCCGAGCACUGUAUCUCAGAAUGAGAGCUCUCUCCACUUUGGCCACGUGAGCCACGUGAGCAAGAAGACGGCCACCGAUGACUCGGGAAGGGGCCCAGCCCCACCCAAGGAAUCUGCAGGUGCCUUGAUCUUAGACCUCCCAGCCUCCUGA